AUGACAGGAGAAGAAAGAAAUAUACGUCAAAAGCUCUUUGAUACAUUAGCUAGUGUGGAGUUAGUUUUUAUACUUGAUCUAGGUGUGGCGUUAGUUUUCAUACUUGAUCUAGGUGUGGCGUUAGUUUUCAUACUUGAUCUAGGUGUGGCGUUAUUUUUCAUACUUGAUCUAGGUGUGGCGUUAGUUUUCAUACAUGAUCUAGGUGUGGCGUUAUUUUUCAUACUUGAUCUAGGUGUGGCGUUAUUUUUCAUACUUGAUCUAGGUGUGGUGUUAUUUUUCAUACUUGAUCUAGGUGUGACGUUAGUUUUCAUACAUGAUCUAGGUGUGGCGUUAUUUUUCAUACUUGAUCUAGGUGUGGCGUUAUUUUUCAUACUUGAUCUAGGUGUGGCGUUAGUUUUCAUACAUGAUCUAGGUGUGGCGUUAUUUUUCAUACUUGAUCUAGGUGUGGCGUUAUUUUUCAUACUUGAUCUAGGUGUGGCGUUAUUUUUCAUACUUGAUCUAGGUGUGGCGUUAUUUUUCAUACUUGAUCUAGGUGUGGCGUUAUUUUUCAUACUUGAUCUAGGUGUGGCGUUAUUUUUCAUACUUGAUCUAGGUGUGACGUUAUUUUUCAUACUUGAUCUAGGUGUGGUGUUAUUUUUCAUACUUGAUCUAGGUGUGGCGUUAUUUUUCAUACUUGAUCUAGGUGUGGCGUUAGUUUUCAUACAUGAUCUAGGUGUGGCGUUAUUUUUCAUACUUGAUCUAGGUGUGGUGUUAUUUUUCAUACUUGAUCUAGGUGUGGCGUUAGUUUUCAUACAUGAUCUAGGUGUGGCGUUAUUUUUCAUACUUGAUCUAAGUGUGGUGUUAUUUUUCAUACUUGAUCUAGGUGUGGCGUUAGUUUUCAUACAUGAUCUAGGUGUGGCGUUAUUUUUCAUACUUGAUCUAAGUGUGGUGUUAUUUUUCAUACUUGAUCUAGGUGUGGUGUUAUUUUUCAUACUUGAUCUAGGUGUGGCGUUAUUUUUCAUACUUGAUCUAGGUGUGGUGUUAUUUUUCAUACUUGAUCUAGGUGUGGUGUUAUUUUUUCAUAUACUUGAUCUAGGUGUGGUGUUAUUUUUCAUACUUGAUCUAGGUGUGGUGUUAUUUUUCAUACUUGAUCUAGGUGUGGCGUUAUUUUUCAUACUUGAUCUGGGUGUGGAGUUAUUUUUCAUACUUGAUCUAGGUGUGGCGUUAUUUUUCAUACUUGAUCUAGGUGUGGCGUUAUUUUUCAUACUUGAUCUAGGUGUGGCGUUAUUUUUCAUACUUGAUCUAGGUGUGGCGUUAUUUUUCAUACUUGAUCUAGGUGUGACGUUAUUUUUCAUACUUGAUCUAGGUGUGGCGUUAUUUUUCAUACUUGAUCUAGGUGUGGCGUUAUUUUUCAUACUUGAUCUAGGUGUGACUUUAUUUUUCAUACUUGAUCUAGGUGUGGUGUUAUUUUUCAUACUUGAUCUAGGUGUGGCGUUAUUUUUCAUACUUGAUCUAGGUGUGGUGUUAUUUUUCAUACUUGAUCUAGGUGUGGAGUUAUUUUUCAUACUUGAUCUAGGUGUGGUGUUAUUUUUCAUACUUGAUCUAGGUGUGGUGUUAUUUUUCAUACUUGAUCUAGGUGUGGUGUUAUUUUUCAUACUUGAUCUAGGUGUGGUGUUAUUUUUCAUACUUGAUCUAGGUGUGGCGUUAUUUUUCAUACUUGAUCUGGGUGUGGAGUUAUUUUUCAUACUUGAUCUAGGUGUGGCGUUAUUUUAUCAUAUUUGA
Octopus sinensis (East Asian common octopus) is the source of this 1761-nucleotide messenger RNA. RefSeq lists its product as uncharacterized. Bases 1 to 1761 code for a protein of 586 amino acids. The transcript is spliced from 2 exons. The record is from RefSeq and is a predicted model, not a curated record. Lineage: Eukaryota; Metazoa; Mollusca; Cephalopoda; Octopoda; Octopodidae.